Molecule: messenger RNA, 2661 nt
Organism: Brassica rapa (field mustard)
Lineage: Eukaryota; Viridiplantae; Streptophyta; Magnoliopsida; Brassicales; Brassicaceae
Source: RefSeq, a predicted model, not a curated record
UUUUUGAUGGUUUGCAAAAAUGAGAUGUGUGUGUAAUAAUAAUUUAUGAAGAGAGUUGGGGAUCGGAUUGAGUGUUUAUAUAGGAAAAUGAGAGUAUAUGUUAUGUAUCUGAAUGCGAUUAAGAGGAAUGGAGUAGUUGGUCGUUUUAUUUAAACUAGCUACAGGUCCCUAUAUCUGUAGGACACCUCGUGUAUUUAGUUUGACAUUUUAGUUGAGAAAUUUAUCAAAAAAUACAUAACUUAUAUUGUUUUGUCCAAAAAAAAAAAAUUUGUCCAAAAAAAUAAAAAUAAAAUACAUAACUUAUAUUGUUUCGCCAGAAACAUGUAUACUUUUUAAUCCCAAAACAUUAAUCAAUAUAUUUAUUUCAGAUAUUAAAAUCUAUAAUACUGAACUGCCAAAUAAAACGUGAACAUUUUAUUAUUCCGAAAAUACUAUAUAUAUAUAUGUGUGUUUUUUUAAAUCAAAUUAUAUAUAUGUUUUAAUUGUCGUGACAAGUUAUCUAUAAAUUUGUUUGACUUUAAUUUUCAUUUAACAAUUAUUUACUUAUAAGAACAACCUUAUCUAACAAUAUUAAAAUGAGAUUAAGAUGAAAUGAUGAGGAUGUCCAUCUCAUUAAAAAGAAUCAUCCAUUGGAAAAGCUCUAUUCUACCACGUAAAUGGAAGAGCCUUGAGAUUUUUUUUUUUCGUUUUCGCUGGCUUAUUCGUAUGAUCUAACAUUAGUAUAAGUAUGUUGGAAUUGAGUUGUAUAGCUUUUCAGAAAUCCAUUCGAAGAACACAGGGUUGACAUAUGAUUAAAGUAGAAGAAGAAUUAUGUGUGCAAUAAUAUCCUCAUAAUAUAACAAUGUAAUCAGACUCAAGUUAGACAAAAAUAGAUUUUUAUAUAUUGAGGCUUAAACACUAAAUAAUUACAAAGUAUUAUUGAAUACAACCAAGCUAAGCUAAAGUUGAUGAUAAAAGGGAAAACUCGUGAUAGCGUUUCCACAAAUGUGCAUUAAUUUUGUGAGGUAUCUUCUGACACUAUCGGUUAGAGAUCGCGAAGAGAGACUGGAGUUUGAUACUUUAUUCCGCAAACUUUGAAAUCAUCAUUUGUUUCCCGAAGUUGCAAAAGUGUUUUGGAUCAAACAUAUAAAGUGGCCCAUAACUUGGCCCAAGUCAAGCUAGCAACGUUUUCUCAUCCUCAAAGUAAAAAGAUCUUCAAUCUUCACCGCGGGAACAAAGUCAGCGAAGCAUAUGAAUAUGAUCAUGAUCAUCAUUCAUAAAACAUAUCAUAAUAAUAAAAAAUAUACAGUCAUGGACCAUCACUUUCUCUAGAAAUUGAAAACAAACCAAUUAAAUGUAAAGAAACACACGACGAAUGUGUCUCUCUCUAACAAUCGAAACCGCCAAAAAACCUCGGAUCCUUCUCUCUUCUCUUCAAUGGCUCUGAUGCGAACCAGGAGCCAAUUGAAAACAUCUUCAUUGUCUCCACCGCCACCUCCUCCGUCACCGAUCCCUAGAGCCAGAGGAUCACGUUCCGCUGCGAACGACAUUCUCACCGAGAUCAUAGAGAGAUCGAUCCAGGUCCCAGACCUCACGCUCCCUGAAUCUCAUUCCGGCGGUGAAUCUUCUUGUUCACGACAUCUGAUCCCGGCGGAGAUUGAUUUCAGGAUGUUAACGUCGAGGAGAGAAGGCUCGGUGGAUCGGUUGGUUCAAUCGGCGAGGGAGUUCGGGGCGUUUCGUCUGAGCUGCCAUGGGGUAUCGAGCGAGGAGAUGCGAUCGCUUGUGAGGGAAUCGGGUCGGGUUUUCGGAGUUUUGGAGGGGAGAGAGACAGGGUUUCGUCGGAGUGUUGUCGGAAACAGGGAUGAGAUUGCUUGGGUUCGGUCGUGGAAAGAGAGGAUGGAAUGGGCGCGCGAGUAUAUCGGACCGGAAAGGUACCGCUGCUUCAGCAAAGAAAUGGAGAAUGUAGCUGAUAAACUUGAUGGGGUAGCAAGGAAACUAGGGCAAAUAAUGGUGGAAAACUCAAGGAGACAGACUGAUAAGAGGAUACAAAGAGGAGAAUCAGUGCUCAGAAUUUACAGGUACAAUCAUGAAAACGUAACAGAGCAAAGCCCUCCUUUGCCCAAAGAGACAACCGAAGAAAUGCUUCAGUACACACUCAGCCUUCACCUUCCAGCCAAGAACUGCGAGUUCCGUGUCAACUCAAGGAAAGGCCCACUUUCUUUCCACGCAGAUCCCGACACUAUACUUGUCACUUUUGGUCGCCAGCUUGAGGAGUGGAGCUUAGGAGAAUUCAAAUGUCGGAAAGGAGAAAUCAUAUACCAUCCAGAUGCAUAUGGCUCUUACACUUCAUUCUCCGUAGAGCUAAAGUGCAUGUCUCUUUUCUUAUCACAAACUUCUAUUGCAACGACUCCCAAAACAUUCUCUUUAACCCAUCAGAUUGUCACUGCAUUACUCCUACUCUUUCUCUUCCAAUCUUUAUGGAUUUAUGGAUCUCAUAUGUCAGCUUAGAAUCUACAUGUGUAUUAUUUUCUUUGUGGGAGACAUGCGUACAUUUCAAUGUUUGAUGAUGUACUGGUAAUUGUGUUUAUGUAUUAGGCCAAGCUACGGUUGUAUAUGUAAACACAACACACGGUGACGAGAAAACAAAAAGAAAAAACAGUACAAAAGUUUUUUUAAUGUCAA